CCAUGCGGCUCCUCACACAUAAUCUCCUGGCAUGUGCUGCUCGUACUUGCCUCACCACGUCUCUCAAUUUCCCUCUGGCGCUCAAGGAUGUUCAUCUGGAGGUGGUCCAGACAGACUUCAACGAGGGAUUCCUCAAGGGACUCAUCGGGGGAGGCAAAAUCGAAUGGAAGGGAUUGGUAGACACAUGUAGAAGCCUCGGCGACGACUCGCUGCCAGAGAAGGGACCAGAAGUGGAAGAUGAGCUGCCAGAAGAAUUGCUACGGCGUCUACACCACGUCCUUUUAGAGAUUCACGUCGUGGAAGGAUCAAUGACCUGUCCCAAUUGCGGUCACGUGUAUCAGAUCAGGAAUGGUAUUCCUAACAUGCUCCUGGCCGAUCACGAGGUGCAAAAGUGAGCAAAAACGUCUGCUCCUCGUCUCUGCUCGCCGAUGUCAGUCGUGUGAUAAGGAUAAUCACUGCCUAUACUCCUGGACUCCGGGCCUUUCUUGCAUGUUGUACUUGUAUUUGUAUUUCCUACAUCCAUCCUCAGCAUUAGAUCAGAAGGCGCUGCAUUGCGCCCCUCAGCAUCACAUCAG
Microstroma glucosiphilum is the source of this 575-nucleotide messenger RNA. Its product is annotated as Trm112p-domain-containing protein. Gene Ontology annotation, biological process: tRNA methylation; rRNA (guanine-N7)-methylation; peptidyl-glutamine methylation. The annotation marks the transcript as partial. Gene Ontology annotation, molecular function: protein heterodimerization activity. NCBI's taxonomy places the organism in Eukaryota, Fungi, Basidiomycota, Exobasidiomycetes, Microstromatales, Microstromataceae. The record is from RefSeq and is a predicted model, not a curated record. The transcript is spliced from 3 exons.